Molecule: messenger RNA, 1846 nt
Organism: Toxorhynchites rutilus septentrionalis
Lineage: Eukaryota; Metazoa; Arthropoda; Insecta; Diptera; Culicidae
Product: arginine kinase 1-like
Exons: 3
Coding region: 157-1593 (478 amino acids)
Biological process (GO): phosphocreatine biosynthetic process
Molecular function (GO): creatine kinase activity
Source: RefSeq, a predicted model, not a curated record
UUCCUAGGUCACCAUACCACCCGAUCAGAGCAGGCCUUUGUUUGGGAGCAGCCGAGAAAGUGAAAAUUUCAGACGAACCUUUGGCCUGAGCAGGUUGAAAAAUUUUUGUGUCCCGCAGAAUUUGUAUUUUUGCAACUUUGAAUUCCUCCCAGCAUAAUGGCUUCGCUAGAACAAAAACGGGAAGCGUUCCGCAAGUAUCUGGAAUCGGCGGGUGCGAUCGAUUGCCUCUCGAAAGCGCUGAUUAAACUGUACCAGGAGGACCAAAAACCAGACGAUGCUUGCAAGUUCAUCCGGCAGACGAUGUGUGAAAGUUGUCCCACCGAUGAACAGGUCGCGCAAAUGAUAGAGGAUCUGGACAAGGCAAAGCAGGAUAAUUGUUGCUUGCAAAGGGAACUAACCAAAAUGAAGGGAGAACUUCGAAGAUCUUCCAGUGAGAUUGCACUGGCACUUGAGGAUGGCUUCAAAGCGUUGGAAGAGGAUGGAGACUGCAAGUCACUAUUGAAGACACAUCUCACGAGGGAGCUGUUCGAGGGACUCAAGGGUGAAAGAACGGCAUUGAAAUCGACACUACUGGAUUGUAUCCAAUCUGGGCUGGAAAAUCAUGACUCUGGCGUUGGAUUGUAUGCAGCGGACGCCGAGUGUUACGAGGUAUUUGCGCCGCUCUUCAAUGCGGUGAUUCAGGAUUACCACGGGAUCGCCGACGACAUACAGCAUCCAGCUAGCAAUUGGGGUGAUGCAAGUACCUUCGAGAAUCUGGAUCCCGACGGAGAUUUCAUCAUUUCUACUCGUGUUCGGUGUGGAAGAUCAAUCCAAGGAUUCCCCUUUAAUCCCUGCCUCAAGAUGGAUCAGUACGAAGAGUUGAUGAGUAGGAUAAAAACAGUUUUGGAAGGGCUUGAAGCGGAAGAUUUGAAGGGGGAAUUCCAUCCGCUGGAGGGAAUGUCCAAAGAGCAUAUGAUUCAGCUUAUCGAUGAACAUUAUCUGUUCAAGGAAGGAGAUCGGUUUUUGCACUCGGCAGGAGCGUGCCGAUUUUGGCCCAUCGGACGAGCAAUCUUCUACAAUGAACCGAAAACGUUCGUGGUAUGGAUCAACGAGGAGGAUCAUAUGCGAGUUAUUUCGAUGGAUAAAGGAGGAGACUUGGGUGCCAUCUACCAACGCUUGGUUUCCGCUGUCGAAGCCAUCGGCAAAGACAUAGCCUUCGAGCGGAGCGAUCGGCUGGGUUACCUCACGUUUUGUCCCACCAAUCUGGGAACAACAAUUCGCGCCUCGGUUCACAUUAAACUACCAAAUUUGGGUUCGAAACGGGAGAAAUUGGAAGAGGAAGCGGCUAAACUCAAUCUCCAGGUUCGGGGUACACGUGGCGAGCAUACCGAUUCCGAGGAAGGCGUAUUUGAUGUAUCGAACAAGCGACGCCUUGGAUUGACGGAGUUUGAAGCCGUGGAAGAGAUGUAUAAUGGUAUAAAACAAUUGAUCGAACUCGAAAAGGCGACGGAAGCUGGAACGGAAUUGAAUGGAAUAGUCGCUGAGGCGGAACCAGCCGAGGCCGAACCAGCAGAGGCACCUGCAGAGGAGGCGGCUCCAGCCGCUAGUGAAUAGUACGAUAACUAUGUUAUAUAAAUUUCAAUCGCGAUAGACAAUGCCCAUCACCAGGCAACCUGCUUCGAUGCAUAUCUGUAGCAAACAUGAGCAAUCAUCAUCUUGGGUAUAGCUAAAUCAGAUGUAGUAAAUAUACAAAUCAUAUAUUUGUCAUCGCUGUUAUUCGUCAAGCGUGUGAACACGUUCGGGGGCGAGAGACAGAUCGGAAAUUGAUUGUAAUUGGGUUUAAUUAAAUUGAAGACGAUCGAACUCA